AUGCCGAGUCUCGACAUCCCCGGGGAAUUCCUCAGGCAUGCUGUUCUAGAUACAGUUGUCCCGCAUGCUUCAGAUGUAGACCUGGAGGCUGCUCUGACGUCUGCUCUGGAAGGAGGCGCCGAUGAUUUGACCUCUGUCCUCUCGUUUAUCCCUCAACGUUCAGUUCUGUUCUUCGAUGAGUACUGCACCGUCCGCAUCAUCCUUCGACUCUCCAAUUGUUCACCUGCAAGCCUAAAACAAUAUCUACCGCAAGUGGAGGUUGGCCUGGAUGCAUUCGCUAUCGAUCCAGCCGAGACCGUUGCAGAGAACCCGACUCCCACCCGGGAUCUAAUAUUCUCAGGGGCCGUAAAGGCACAGGAGCCCCUCGUGGUGGUAAAUGAGUUCGAGGGCGACUCAGGGGAAGGCAAUCAUGUCUAUGUGAUUUGGAGCAUCGAAGCUUUUCUUAAACGCCCGCGUAUACGCAUCACGCAUCCCUCCCUCCUUUUCAUCGCCUCCGCCAACCUCAAUUUAGCGAAGAAUCAACAACAGAUAUCUCGAGGGGACGACUACCUCCCGCCAUUGAUACCAGCGUCGGCCAAUAUCCUUCAGCCCCUAUCAUCGGAUAAAUCCCUCUCUCUCAAAGACCCCUUCCUCCCUGCGUCUCGACUGUUGCGUGUCGUACCUGCAAAACAGACCGAAGACCCCAUCUACCAUAUCCAACAACGUUCAGGGCAUCCGAUACGAGUGGUUCCAGCUGCGAGUGCCAGGAUCCGAUAUGCUCGGCUUAACUCUUACAGCGGGCGACCAACCACUGUUGCCAGUUUGGAUUUCGAGGUGACACCAUUCCUCACGUGCGACGUGACGUUUGACAAAGCGGAACUCCGGCUGUCAGACGGGAGCAUAGAGACACUUUCAGAUGCGCCGGGGCUUGUUCCGCCUAUCAAGUGCCUGCCACGAGAUGAUAUAACUCUAGUGUAUAAAUUGACACCGGAAAGUGGGCAGAAUCCUAGCCCAUCCACGACUGUUAUGGUCAGCGUUCUCGAUAUUUCCUUGGAGGCUGUGAUCCACUUGUCGCAUAAUUGCAACCCACGGAUUCUAAUGCAAUGGAGGGCCAAUGUCGACUUUUCCAUGCCGCUCAAUCCCACCUUUGGUGCCCCUAGCCAGGCAUUGCAGCGAAACAACCGGCCGGCUAGUCUUCCUAUGAAUCAAAGUCUGAACAGUACCAUGACAGGAGGAUCAGGGAUCGACCGUAGCUCUGUCCGGGAUAGAGCAUAUUCCUCGACAGAUCUAGGGGUGUCAAUCUCAUUCACCGGCCCUCCCCGGGUGGAAGUUGGCAAACCAUUUUCGUGGGGAGUCUUCAUUGUAAACCGGUCGGCAACCGCGCGGAAAUUCGCCAUAAUAGCCAUCCCUCGCCGAAAGAGACAUGAUCCCCGAACUCAUACGGCGCGCCCGUCAUCCUCAUCCGCUACUACUCGCAAGGAUGCCCAGGUUGCAGAAGCUGUGACGGACGACAACAUUGUACAUGCGCUCCAGAAGAGUGUGGCUGGCCAAGAAGCCGAGCUUGUUUCCAUGAGUACGGAUGUUCGUGCUGGACCACUUCUGCCGGGGACUUGCUUUGCGACCGAGCUGAAACUACUACCACUGGCGGUAGGUGCCCUUCGUUUGGAAGCCGUACGCUUGGUGGAUAUCAAUACGAACGAAACGACGGAUAUCCGAGAUCUCCCGGAUAUUCUCUCCUUUGAAAGGAACACGACUGCUUGA
Molecule: messenger RNA, 1740 nt
Organism: Aspergillus saccharolyticus JOP 1030-1
Lineage: Eukaryota; Fungi; Ascomycota; Eurotiomycetes; Eurotiales; Aspergillaceae
Product: TRAPP trafficking subunit Trs65 domain-containing protein
Exons: 4
Coding region: 1-1740 (579 amino acids)
Biological process (GO): intra-Golgi vesicle-mediated transport
Cellular component (GO): trans-Golgi network; TRAPPII protein complex
Source: RefSeq, a predicted model, not a curated record